CAGGGUAUUUUCCACGGUUUUACCUCUUGAGCCAUCUUUCUGCUGCACGGUGUUCAUUUCACUCCGGGCUCUAUUGGAAAAUGAUUACGUGAGAGGGAUUUGGUUACACUGGGCUUCAGCAAAGGCAACACCAGAUGUUCAAGCAAUGUUUUCAGCAUAACAUCUGAGCAUUUCUUUAACAAUUGUUUACCAGCCCCCAUGGCUAACGCUUUGAGUUGGCUGAUCUUAUUCUGUAGCCUUAGGAUCUUCCUGACAGGGAUCUCUUCCCUCUCACCGGAGUGCAAUGUAGACUGCCAGACCCAGUGUCUCAUAGACUGCAGGCAGGGACAUUACUACACAGCUGGCAACUGCUUGGAAUGUCCAGCAGGCUUCUAUUGCCCUGGGGGUCAAAAAGCUCCAAGGAAAUGCCCACUUGGAACAGCCAAUGAACUUACAGCUCAAGUGGACAUCACAGCCUGCCAGGUCUGUCCCAAAGGCUAUCUCAGCCUAGAGAAUGGAGCGGGAUGUCGUGCGUGCCCAGAUGGCUAUUCAUGUGAUCCACGUAGCGGUGUGCAGAGGAGCUGCAGCCCUGGCCAGUAUUCUCCAGAGGGAGAGUCAGAGUGUCUGGAAUGCCCGGAGAACUAUGCCUGCCCAGAUGGACGGAGUAGGCAGCACUGUUUGGCCGGGCAGGAGCCAAAUCCAAGCCACACUCAUUGUGUUACCUACACCCCUGGUUCUUUCUCAGCUGAAGACACGCUGAUACGCCAGCCUUGUCCAGCAGGUCACUUCUGUGCAGGCAGCUUUACAGAUGCUCCUCUGUGCCCAGCAGGGAGCUUCAAGCCCAAAGAGGGACUACACAUGCCCAGCAGCAGCAGCUCCUCGUUCUUGCCCGGAACUGGAUUGUGUCUAAAGUGUCCUGCUGGGUAUUUCUGUCCUGCUGGAGCAAGUCACCCAGCACCAUGCCAGCCAGGUACAUACAAUCCUCUCCAAGGACAGGAUGAAGCCACUGACUGCAGAGCCUGCCCAGCAGGAAGAGCUUGCACUCAGGCUGGAUUAGCCCAGCCUGACUCCGAGUGCUUACCGGGGUACGUGUGCCCAGCGGGGUCAUCCAGCCCCCAUUUUCCCAGCAAUGCCUGUCCUCCAGGAACGGUUGGUGAUGGCUUCGAUCUCUUUGAUAAGUCCCAGUGUGAGACGUGUCCUGCUGGAUAUUUCUGUGCUAGAGGAACAGGGGGAAAACAGAAGCCUCCUGCUCCGUGUCCGGUUGGUCACUACUGCCCACCAGGCACAAAGCACGCAGUGCAGCACAAGUGUGCCCCGGGCACCUGGAGCAACAGGACAAGGCUGAAAUCAGAAGAGGAGUGCUUGCUGUGCCCUGCGGGCUGGUUUUGUGUGGGAGGAUCUCAAGUCCCUUCUGGCAUGUGCAGCUCGGGGCACUACUGCCCUCAAGGUACCUGGAGAGGCACACAGUACCCCUGCCCUGCAGGAACAUAUGGCACCCGACUGGGAAACAGCAGAGUGGAAGACUGCACUGCCUGCCCUGCCGGGGCGUUCUGCCCCAGUGGGACCUCCAAGCCAGUUCUUUGCCCCGUAGGAACUUAUCGUGUGGAACAUGGUGCAAAAGUGGCUGCAGACUGUGUCCCUUGCCCUGGAGGGUACUACUGCCCCGACCUUGGCACUGUUACACCUCGAACAUGUGGUGCUGGCAACUUCUCAGACCAAGGUUGGGCCUCCUGCUUGCCAUGCUCUGUUGGACAUUACUGUGCUAGCGAGCACACCAGCCAGGAGGUGAUGCUGCUGGCCAUGGUUUGCCCAGCGGGUCUCCGGUGCCCAGAAGGACAGGCAGUCAUUCCAGAGGCCAUUGCAAAUGCCUGCCCCAGGGGCUACUACUGUCCCCAGGGAGAUACUGGCUCAGAUGCUAAGCCUUGCCCCAAUGGGACCUAUGGUAAACAGAAGGGACUAAGCAGUGCUGAGGAAUGCUCACAGUGCCCUGCAGGGAAGUACUGCUACAGAGCCGGGAGCGAGCCUUCAGGAAUUCCCCACCCUACUGGGGAUUGUCCACCUGGCUAUAACUGCCCUCCAGGAACUGGAUUCCCUUUCUCCUUCCCCUGUACUCCUGGAUUCUUUUGGGACAAUUCCAGUGCAGAGGGUGAAGACAGGUGCAAACCGUGUCCAGCUGGGAACUACUGUGACUCUCCUGCCAUGACAGAGCCUAAAGCUUGCCCAGUAGGCUUUUACUGUGGCGAAGGCAGCUCUAAACCUGAGCCCUGCCCAGCGGGAACCUACAGUAACAAAAAGGGACUGUCUGGACCAUCAGAGUGCAACCCGUGUGGCCAUGGUUUCUACUGUGCUGCUCCAGGGCAGACUGGGCCAAGUGGUCCCUGCAAGGCUGGGUUCUACUGCCAGGGCAGGGCCCUUACUGCAUUGCCUACGGAUGGUGUGACAGGAGACGUGUGUCCUGCGGGGGCAUAUUGCCCACCUGGGUCCCCCUUACCCAUCCCCUGUCCUCCAGGAACCUACAGCAAUGUGAGUGGGCUGAGAAGCCUCCAUCAGUGCUUGGACUGCCCACCUGGCCUUUAUUGCCACGGGGCAAAUACCCAAGCUCCCUCGGGACCAUGUGAACCUGGAUACUACUGUACAGGAGGUGCCAAAAGUGCUCUUCAGCAGAUGGUCAUGGAGGGGCAUUAUUCCUCAGCAGGAGCUUUCAAGCCAGAGCCGUGUCCUCUUGGCAGCUUCCAGCCUGACCGUGGUCAGUCUCAUUGCAGGGACUGUCCAGAGGGUACGUUCUGCAAUGAGACAGGUCUGGCUGAAGCCCAGCCUUGUCCAAAAGGGCAUUUUUGCUUAGGAGGAAGUUCCCUGCCUCUCCCGUGUCCAGUGGGAAUGUAUGCAGAUGUGCUCGGGGCAGGUUCAUGCAAGCCCUGCCCAGCAGGCAUGUACUGCAGCAUGGCUGGUCUGGCUGAGCCAGAAGGACCUUGCCAGCCUGGGUAUUACUGCAAUCAAGGGUCCAGCAGCUCCUCACCUGUGGGCCUUUUAUUUGGAGAUCUUUGUCAACCAGGAUAUUACUGCCCUGCUGGGACAACACACCCAAAAGAGAUGGCAUGUCCUGCUGGCACCUGGAACGGCCGGAGGGGAGCCCAGGAUGCCACUUGGUGUCUUCCUUGUGCCCCUGGGUUUUUCUGCAGUAUGUCUGGCCAAGAUGCUCCCGUAGGACUUUGUGCACAAGGCUAUUACUGCACGGGAAGGGCAAAGACUGCAAAGCCAGUGGAUGGUGUCACUGGAGAUAUCUGUCCUCGAGGACAUUUCUGCCCUGCAGGCUCAGCAGCACCUUCUCCCUGCCCCAGUGGUGAAUACAGCAAUGCAACAGGUCAAGACAAAUGUUUUCCGUGUCCUGCUGGGUUCCACUGUCCUAAAGGGCUGAGACGCCGCUGUCCUCCUGGCUUUUAUUGCCCUCAGAGAACUGGAAUCAGUUUUUAUCCUUGUCCCCCUGGGACUUUCAAUCCCUCUUACGGCCUCAGCCAGGCUGAGAGGUGCCAGCAGUGCCCUGCAGGAAUGUUCUGUGAAGACUGGGGACUCUCCUCUCCAAGCGGUCCCUGCUGGCCAGGGUUCUUCUGCACAGCAGGAGCAAGUGUCCCAAACCCUGAUGGAGCCACGAACACCAGCACUGGUGGCCCAUGCCCACCUGGACACUUCUGCCCAGCUGGCACAAGUAUCCCACAGCAAUGCCCUGUGGGCACUUACUCAGACAGGCCGUACAUGUGGCAGGAAUCCAGCUGCACGGCGUGCCCAUCUGGCCAUUACUGUGGCUCUGCUGCCCUCACAGCACCCUCAGGGCUCUGCUCAGCUGGGUACUACUGCCUGCCCGGGGCUUCCUCUCCAUCACCACAUGGUGUGUGGGAGACAGGAGGCCCUUGUCCUGUGAGCCAUUUCUGCCCAGAAGGAGCCAGCUUUCCCUUAGCCUGCCUUGCAGGGACCUACAACAACCUCACCAGACAAGCUGCAUGCUUCCCUUGUGCCGCAGGAUACUACUGCCCAGAGAAUACUACCAGCUACAGUGUGAAUCCUUGCCCAGCUGGCUUUUACUGCCCUAAAGGAACCAGGUUUGCUACCGAGUUUCCUUGUCCCCGGGGCUACUUUAACCCCGAUCCCAUGACACAGAGCUUGGACAGCUGCUUGCCCUGCCCACCUGGGCAUUACUGUGGGAAGGAGAACUUGACAGCUCCAUCAGGCAAGUGUGAUGCAGGUUGGUUUUGCAUCUCUGCUGCUUGGACCUCGCAGCCUUUUGACCUGGAUAACUACACCAGUGCCAACUGCCUCUGCCCAGCCACUGCCACCGGAGGGAAGUGCAUAGCUGGUUUCUAUUGCCCCGAAGGAAGCCCAGAGCCUCUUCCCUGCCAUGCGGGGUUUUACUGCAAUGCCUCAGGUCUGUCUGUGCCUAGUGGGGAAUGUUCUGCUGGAUUUUACUGUAAAGGUGGAGCAGUCCUCCCUAAUCCAACAGAUGAUGUGACUGGGAAUAUCUGCCCUGCGGGGACUUACUGCACUGCGGGGUCAGCAGAGCCCAAGCUGUGCCCAGCUGGCACCUUCUCCAGCCUGCCAGGGAGGAGAACGCUUGCUGAGUGCCAACCUUGUCCCUCUGGCUUCUACUGCGAGGGUCCUGGACUCAGUGCCCCCACUGGAGAGUGCUGGGAAGGCUAUUACUGUGACAACCAGCAAGGGCCAGUUAUUGAUUUCACCCUUUACCCGUGCUCACAAGGCUUUUACUGCCCACAAGGGACGAGCAGGAGCACUCAGUACAGCUGUCCUGCGGGAACGUUUGGGCCAAGGCAAAAACUGAAAGCUGUCAAAGAAUGUCAAAGCUGCCCACCAGGAAAAUACUGUGAAUUCUCUGGACUUGCUGCCCCAACAGGAGACUGUGCUGAGGGAUUUUGGUGCAGAAUUGGUGCCCGGGUAAGAAAUCCUCAAGAUAGGGAAUCGGGAUCUCCUUGUCCUCCUGGUCAUUAUUGUCCAGAAGGUGCACCACAUCCAAUAAAGUGCCCUCCUGGCACCUGGUGUGGCAGUGAAGGCAGUAGGAGUUUGCAGGACUGCCAGCCUUGUCCUGGAGGGUACUAUUGCAACAGCUCUGGACAGAGGGCCCCCACGGGACACUGCAGCCCAGGGUAUUACUGUGUCAGUAGGGCCCAGACCCCAACACCCACUGAUGGACUCUCAGGGGCUCCAUGUCCAGUCGGUCACUUUUGUCCUCUUGGAUCCAGGAGUCCAGAACCAUGCCCCACUGGCUCCUACAUGCCACAGACCCAUGGAGAGAAUUGCCAUGCUUGCCCUGAGGGUGAAUACUGUGUCCCUGGUGCGAAACCAGAGCUGUGUCCCCAGGGGUAUUUCUGUCCCAAGGGCACAGCUCUUCCAAUAGCUUGUGCAGCAGGGUCAUAUAACCCCUCACAAAGGCAAGCCAGCUGCCUCCCCUGUCCCCAAGGGUUCUUCUGUCCCAAAAAUUCCUCUUCUUUUUUGGAGAAUGCAUGUUCAGCUGGCCACUACUGCCCUACAGGCACCGCUUCUGGGACUCAGUUCCCAUGUCCUGAGGGGACUUACAACCCACAGAAUGGAAGCAGCCUGGUGUCUCACUGUAUCCCCUGUGAACGAGGGCACUACUGUGCACUCGCGGGGCAGGCAGAUGUUACAGGGCCCUGUCUGGCUGGGUUCUACUGCAGUGGAGGCUCUUCUAGUCCAACACCUACAGAUGGUCUUCUGGGCAACACAUGCCCAAAGGGAACUUACUGCCCGAUGGGCACUGCCUUCCCACAGCCAUGUCCUCCUGGUUAUUACAGCAACUCAACUGGGAAUACUGGGAUUGAGGACUGUCUUCUGUGUGAUGCAGGGUAUUUCUGCAGUGGGACUGGACUUCUGUCUCCAACUGGAUUAUGUGAAGGUGGAUUCUACUGCAGUGGAGGAGCUGUUUCUCCUAACCCUCCCAGGACAACAGUCAGUGGAGGACCGUGUCCACCUGGACAUUACUGUGUGGUGGGGAGCAGCAGAGCCCAGCCUUGCCCUGCAGGGAGUUACAGCCCAUCCUGGAGUAUGGCACAGUGUUUGGAGUGCCCAGAAGGUUUUUACUGCGAGGCUGCUUCCACAAACUACACAGAUUGCCCUGCAGGUCACUACUGCCCCAGGAAUACCAAAUUUGCCACUCAGUAUCCUUGUCCUCCUGGAACGUACAGUGAAGCUUUAAAUAUCUGGGAUGCUUCCAAGUGCCAGCUGUGUCCUCCUGGAAGGGUCUGUUCCAAGCCAGGCCUAGCAAGACCAGAUGGACUGUGUAUGCCUGGAUGGUUUUGUCCACCUGGAUCUGUGUCAAGCAAGCCAAUGUUUCCUGGAAAUCACUCAGUGGACGUGGCAGCUCCAGCUUCUGGAUCUUUUGGACGGUGCCAGGCAGGAACCUUUUGUCCUGCUGGAUCAUUUCUUCCUAUUCCCUGCACUCCAGGUUUGUACUGUGCAACUGCAGAGCUAUCAGCUCCAUCAGGUCCCUGUGAGGCUGGCUUCUACUGCACAGGGGGCUCCAUGCUCCCAAACCCCAUGGAUGGAGCGGUGGGGAACAUUUGUCCUCGAGGCCACUUCUGUCCUGCAGGGAGUUCUUCUCCAUCUCCGUGUCCCCGAGGCUCCUUCCUGGCUCAUCGUGGUGGCCAGUCAGCACAGGACUGCCAGGCCUGCUUCCCAGGGUGGUUCUGUUCUGAGUGCGGCCAGAGCUCCCCUGAAGGUCUGUGUAAGGAGGGGUGGUUCUGCCCGGAGGGCUCUGCGUCUGGGCAGCAUUCAGAUUAUUUAUGUCAUGUGGGUCACUAUUGCCCCACUGGCAGCCCUGAGCCCAUACCCUGCCCCUCUGGAAAAUACCAGGACCAGGCUGGUAAAAGCCAGUGUGAAACGUGCCCAGCAGGAAUGUUCUGUGCCCUAGAAGACCAUCCAUCCAAUCUCCAUAACUACUCACAUGGAGUGAUCAAACCAGUGGUCUGUCCAGCAGGAUAUUACUGCCCCCCGGGCACAAAAGCUGGCAACCAGUACCCAUGCCCAGCAGGGACUUACAGUAACAAAACUGGACUGAGAAAUCCUAGAGAGUGCCUGCCUUGUCCCGGAGGCAUGUUUUGUGCCAGUGCAGGACUCGUUUCCCCCAGUGGUCCUUGUUUGCCCGGGUAUUACUGCACUUCAAAGGCACACGUACCCAAUCCUGCCAACGAUGCCACUGGUGGCCUUUGCCCUGCGGGCCAUUACUGCCCAGCAGGCAGCAACGAGCCAUGGCCGUGUCCCACUGGCAAGUUUUUGCCUCAGUCUGGAAUGGUUUACCAGAAUGCCUGUCUGCCCUGCCCAGGAGGGAAGUUCUGCCAAGGAGAGGGCUUGAUGAGUGUUUCUGGAUCGUGUUCUGCUGGCUAUUUCUGUGACGUUGAAUCCACACGGCCAGACCAUAAGCAGUGUCCCCCUGGCUUUUACUGUCCCGAAGGCUCUGAAUCCCCGGUUCCUUGCAGCCCUGGUCACUUCAACUCUGAGAGAGGAAAGUGGAAAUCAGCAGACUGUCAGCUCUGCCCAGCUGGAUAUUUCUGCAGUGGUUCUGGAACACAUACUCCUGAGCUGUGCCCUGCUGGGUAUUUCUGUCUGGCAGGUACCAACUUCAGUACAGAGCAUCCAUGUCCAAAGGGUACCUUUGGCCCCAGGACUGGUGCCACUAGUGACUCUGACUGUGAGCCCUGCCCAGCAGGCAUGUAUUGCUCAGCACCAGGUCUUUCACAGCCUUCUGGAUUUUGCUAUUCAGGUUAUCAUUGUGCCAAGGGAGCCAUCAGCCCAACCCCCUUCAAACACAGGGUGGAAUUUGCUGGCCUCGCGUUGCCUGGUAAUGAUAUCUGUCCUGCAGGGCAUUUCUGCCCCAAUGGAACUGGGAAUCCCAUGCCCUGCCCUCCUGGGUCUUUUUCUGCUGCCAGGGGCCUGCAGGCAGAAGAGCAGUGCCAGCCGUGCCCCGCUGGACGAUAUUGCAGCAGGGCAGGAUUGUUUGAUCUGGCUCAGACAUCGCUGUGUAAUGCAGGGUACGUUUGUCUGGAAGGAAGCUCUGCUCCCUGCCCUUCUGAUGGGGUUCAUGGAUACAGAUGUCCUAGUGGCUUCUACUGUCCUGCUGGCACUGGGCUAGAACUGCCCUGUGAGCCUGGCACCUUCAGCCCUAUGCCAGGGGCGAGUGCUUGCCUCCCUUGCCCAGCUGGAAUGACCUGCAGCCAUGCAGCCACUGCAGAACCACUCAGCUGCCCCAGAGGUUACUAUUGUCCAGCUCGGACUGCUGCUCCCAUGCCGUGUCCUGAGGGGACACUGAAUACCAUGGAGGGGGCAUUGGCCCCCACUGCCUGCAAGCUGUGUCCAGUGGGCAGGUACUGCAGAGGAGAUGCUAACUGGGAACCUGAUGGUCUGUGUGCAGCUGGGUACUACUGUGAAGGAGGAGCCACUGAUGCUGUUCCACGUGGGACGCCAGCAUUCCCACUCAGUGGGCCCUGCCCACUUGGACACUAUUGUCCCGAGGGCACUCCUUUCCCAGUCGCCUGCCCAGCUGGGACCCUGAACAACAGCACAGGUGGUACCUCUCUGGAGAGCUGUGUGCCAUGCUAUCCUGGGUCUUUCUGCGCUGGCGUUGGUUUGAGUUCUCCAACAGGACCUUGUACUGAGGGAUUUUACUGCCCAGCAAACUUCAGCUCCUUCAGCCCCACAGCAUUUAUCUGCCCUAAGGGUCAUUUCUGCCAGUCAGGAGCAGCCCACCCAACGCCGUGCCCUGCUGGGCAAUACCAGCCAGCCAAGGGCUCUGCAUCCUGCAUUCCGUGCCAGAGAGGAUUCUACUGCCAGGAGCUGGUGGCUGGAGACCCCAGGAGCUGCCCACCACAUGCUUACUGUCCUACAGGCACACAGUUUCCUCAGACAUGUCCUGAAGGCACCUUUACUCCUCCAAACAUGACUGGCCUCUGGAAUGAGAAGCAAUGCCUGCCUUGCUUACCUGGUCACUACUGCAGGCAUGGACAGCUAGUGGGGAAGUGUGCUGCUGGGUACUUCUGCCUUGCUGGGAGCUCUCAGGCCACUCCACAGGGCCCUGGCUUUUCCUGGCGCUUUCCAUCUGGAUGCCAAUGGGGUCAGGCAUGUGCUGGGCUGUGUCCUGCAGGUUUCUACUGCCUGGAGGGAUCUGAGUUACCUAUACCGUGUCCUGCCAAUACUAUUAGGGAUGUUCCCGGGGCUGGGCAGAGGGAAGACUGCCUGCCCUGUCCACCAGGCCACUGGUGCAAAGCAGGGGACUCAGAGGCCUACCUGUGUCCUUCAGGACACUAUUGCUUUGGAGGUAAUGGCAGUGACCAGGACAGUCUGGCACCUCAGAAAUGCCCUCCGCAUACUUACCGCAAGCAGCCGGGAGCUCAGAGCCUGACAGAUUGCCAGCCGUGUCCUCCGGGCUAUCACUGCCCUGUAUCAGGUCUAACCAGUUUUGAGGAUUAUCCAUGCCCACUGGGAUACUGGUGUCCUGGUAAAGGGGAUGCUUUCUUUUGUCCACCUGGCACUUCCAGAGUACAGCCUGGUGCAAAAUCAUUGGAAGAGUGUGAUCCCUGCUCACCAGGGUACUACUGCCCAGACCCAGCACAGACAGGGCUGCCUAACACCCAAGGAGUACCCUGUGAACCUGGCUAUGAAUGCCCAGCAGGUUCAGUAAAUCCAAAGCCUUGCAGGCCUGGCUCAUACUGCGGUGCUCGCACAGCCGUGCCCUCCAUGUGCCCUGCUGGGUAUUACUGUCCCGAAGGCUCAUCAACAUACAAUAGCCCUGAGCAGCUAUGUGUGUUUCCCUAUUACUGUCCCCUGGGCAGUGCCCGCCCACUGCCUUGUGAAGGAGGAUACAUGGCCCUCAGCUCCCCUGGGCCAAGGGAUUCCUUUGAGAAAUUCUGCAGAAUCUGCGACGCAGGCAGCUAUCGUAAUGACUCUUUCAUCUCUGCACCCUGUCAGCCCUGCCCGGCAGGCUUCAUCUGCCCACAAGGCAGUGAGACUUACCACAAGAAGCCUUGUCCCAUUGGCUAUUACUGCCCUUCCCUGACAUCUGCCCCUCUUCCCUGUCCCCCGGGGACCCGUGGGAGCAGCAACUUGGCCAAGCACAUAGAGGACUGUCAGGCCUGUCCUGCUGGCACCUUCAAUCACCUUCCUGCUCAGGCUUCCUGCUUUCCCUGUGGCAGCUCCUCUUCAUCACAGCCGGGUGCCACCAGCUGUACCUGCCAUGGGCUGAACCGGGCUUUCCAGCACUCAGAUGCCUCCUGUAUCUGCCAGGCAGGUUAUGUGUACUACGAUGAGCGAGGCAAGGAAAGCUCUGACAGCAACAGUGAUCAAGACUGCCAACCUCAGGUGGAUGAGCUCUGUGCUCCUGGAGAGGUCCGUCUAGCAGCCACACGCCGGUGUGUUUUUCCUGAGCAAUAUGACUGCUCUCCGUCUUGUGGGCCUGCGGGUGGAGAGGUUAAUGCAGAGCUGGGCAUAUGUCACUGCAAGCAGUACAUCUCUGCUGAGGAGCUCUGUGACCAAACAUGUUUGCUGAGAGCCCCACGGAUCUCCUUGGGAUUUGGCAUCAAGAGAGAGCUGCUUCUGAGGAUGGACGAAGAAGUCAGGGAAGUGACAAACGUUCUGGGCCCAGAUGAACACGUCCAGAAGAGCCAGCGGGUGCAUUUGGUUCUGUUUAAUCCCAGUGGAGUGCUGGGUUUCGUUGUCUCCAGCAUGGAUGUCUUAGAUGCAUUUCUCACAGGAGGUUUUUCAUCAGAUGAGCUGGUGCAGAAAGGUCAUCAAGUCCAGAGGGCUUUCUUCAAAGAUAUCCAUGCCUUGCCCCUUGUCCCUAACCCAGUGGUAUGCUUGGAAGCGGGAGACACAAUCCUUUUCCAGCUUAGCAUCAAUUAUCACAAUCGUGCAUCCAGCCAUUACCCUGUUUAUCAGAAGCAACAUCUUUAUAACAGCAACCCUAGCUGGGAUUACGGACCCUUCCGAAGGCUGGACCACCUCAUCCAGGAGACUCACCUCAACAUCUCCUGGUUUGCCCAUGUUUUCCUGGAGUCUGGGACAUAUGUUUUCAGGGAUAGGACCAUUCAGGAACACUUUCUGAUUGUGACUGUGAAUGAAGCAAAUGUGGGCUGUGACCCCAGAGAUGUGUCUUUCCAGCCCUCUUCUCUGUUCCAGCUGGCCAGACAUGGGAUUUUGAAGCAACAGGAACUGAACAUAGCUCCUAACUGGGCUUCUAUCAUAGCGGUGCUCUUCGUUCUGGGCUUCCUAAUUGUGGUGCUGACAACCCUGGCUAUUGUGCUGCAGCCCACUGUCCCUAUCCUUAGUCCCCUGAGGAGCUGGAAGCCACGAUGGAGGAGCCUAGGUGAGCCACACAUCCCACCAGAGUACGUCCUUCUCAAAGACAGCCUUCUGUACUAUCAGCAGCUUGGUCCCUGUGGUUCUGGAGGAGAUGCUGCCUUAGGAGAAAAAGGAGCCGUGCAUAAUGAAGAAGGGUGUUGUGCAGUGAGAGACCUGGAGGAUUUCAGUGUUCGCACGCUGUACGAUAAGUUGGAAGAUCAGAAUUUGCACCUGGCAUCUCAGCUGGCAAAGCACAGGAGGGAUGUGCUGGUGUUUUACAACGGAAUCAGCCAGCAGAUUCAAGGUCUCACGGACAUGGUGCGAGCACUGGACUCUAAAGGCUUGAAAAUCUUUGCCAGGCAAAGGAUUUGUGGGCAUAAAUCUGCAGACAGCAGCCGGGCGGCAGUGGGCACUGAAUGGUGUGAGGAACGCUGCAGCAGCAGCAGCUUCCACGCAGCUUGGCACGCAGGUGCGCUGCGGCAAGAGGCAAUGGAGUUGAUGAAAGCUCUGGAAAUCCUGCUUGGGAGAGCUCAGCAUAAGAACGUGAAACAAGAGGUGGAGCAGCAGGGCCGUGGACAGGACGUGGGGGCAGUUUUACCCUCGCUGCACAGUGAAAGUAAAGCAAAAGUAGUGGAAGGGCAGGAUUCUGAGCUGCCUGAGCAGCAAGAGCUCUUCAGUAGGAAAGGUGAUGUUCCCAGCUUCCCUGCGCAUGGAGAACACAGUAUGUGUGCCAUAGAGAGAUGCUUAAGAGACAGUUCCUCAGAGGAUAUGAGGAGCACCCUCAUCCCCAUGGAUCUGGCCAGUUUGUCACCUCGCCGGUUCGUGGUGUACCGCUUUGGCUGUGCGGUGGUGCGCCUGUUAACCAGGACCUGCUCAUGUCCUGCUUUGGUGCUCAUGCUGGCUCAGUCUGUUCCUGCCCAAAGUCCAGACCAAGCUCUUCUCCCAGGCCCUGGAGACUUCUACUACGAUGCCAUUAAUAAGUACCUGUAUGUACAUGCAGCAAAGCUGGAGGAUGCUGGGGAAUUUAUUGCUGUCCUGAUGAACUCCAUGGCAUGGAUCACGGCAGGUUGUCCCUCAAAUGGUACCAUUCCUUCCUGCUUUAUGAUGGAGCUCAACAGAGCUAUUGUGGUUCUUGCCAAUGCCUUUUUCCAGGUUUCAUGGGGGACAGCAGACAAGGACCCCUCAGACGGCCGCUUAUCUGAUGGCUUUGACAUUCAGACCGUGGUCAAUGAACUUCUACACAUCAGAGUAUCACCACAUCCCCGUGUCAAGGAAAAAGCCCUGGAUGAAAGGCUGUCUAGACUGCAAAAGUACCAGUGCCUUCGUCUGCGUGAGGGGUCCUUAGACAGGAUGGAAAAUUCACAGAAAAAUGACUGGAAUUCAGACUCUCCUGCUGUUAAGCUGAAGGUUACGCAGCUGGAGGAGAGCCUGGAUGAACUAAAUGAGGCGUUUGUUGAACUGACAGUACAAGCCAUGAGUCUGCAGGAAGAUGGGGAUCUGCUGGAGGAGGAGCUGAGAAUGCAGGACGAGUCACUUGUGACUGCAAGCAACAAAGAAGCACGGGGAGCUCAGCGGAAUUUGGAACUGUUAGAUUCCUGGGCCACAAAGAGGGAUGAAGCCACGCUGCUGGAAAUAGAGAGGAACUGCAUUGCUCAGAGGAUUGAAGAGAUAGAAGCAGAACUACUUCAUCUUCAAAGACCUGAAGGUCCCCGUGUAGCUGUGCUCAUGCCACUACUGAAAGACCACUGUCACUCUAAAGUUCCUGGACUGAGACCUGGGCUGAAUUGGCAAAGUGGGAAGACUCACAAGUGUCACCAAGUACAGCAGACAAACAGUCUUGCUUUUGAAGGUUCCAUCCACAGAAGACCUCUGAGAGUGCCAGGGAGAUCAUUGAGAUGUUGACUUAAUGGCUGUAAAGCAGGCCCAAAAGACAGGACAAGAUAUGUCAGGAAAUCUACUAGAGGUUAGGGCUCAUCCUGCCUGCUGACAGAAGGGGACUCAUAAAGUACCAUUUACUUUUUGCACUGCGAUUGGAACAAGGUUGGGCUGAAUCUUAUGAAUCUAAUAGUGGAGUUCUACUGAAUCUAAUAGUGGAGUUCUACUACAGCACACAGAAAGGAGAUUGACAUGGGCCAGCAGUGUUGUGGUGUUUGCUGAAAAAGAUUCCUUGCUUUAGAGGUGGUGCCACCAGGAAAGCCCUGCUGAAAAGGUACCAGAAAUAAAGCCCACGUGAGAAGCCAGGCUGCAGUUCUGGACAAGUGUAUAUACACCGCUGAAUCCUGGCAGUGAAGUGUUCUUCCCUUGGCUUGGCAAGAUGUGACACGCAUCGAGAGGGAUAUAUACUUGUGUCUGAGCCAGAGAGCUGUAAUCAUCACGUGAGUUCCCAGCCUGUCUCAACACCCAGAGCUGAGCCCUGCUUCGAAGUUUGUCUUUAUAGCCAAAGGGAAGAAAGAAGCACCUCCAGACAGCAAUUCGUCUCGUUUGUGCUAAGCGUGUAUGAGAUAAUGAUUACCCUGUGGAGGCAUGCAGCUCUCUGCCUGAACAGAGGAGGAGUCUGGAAGAAUAAUUUGGAUGAAAUCCCUAGCUUUUGGGAGAGAUCAUCCCGAAGUGUAUUAUUCAGCUGCUGAAGUGAUACUACAAAAUGAGAAUCAUUUUAUGUUAAAAUGCACGCGAAGCCGAAGGAAAGGAAGAAUUCUAUGCUACACAGUGGGAAAAGAAGACUGAAAUACAGCAGUGAAACAAUUGAGAGGGCCUCAAAAAUUGAGAAAGGGAAAAUAGCAUCAUAAGGAGAGCUAGUUGUGAUGCAGUAUUGGUCUUGUGGGAAUUGUCUUGCACUCUGAAAAGUAAUUUUGUGAUUUCUCCUCACCAGAAUGAUGAGCGGACUGAUUCUGCACAAGGUAACGUGUUCAAGUGAAACGUGAAGUACAAAAACUGAAAGCUCAGUGUUUUUGGAGCUGCCCGUUGUGAUGUUGGGUUCUCUGAGAAAGAGACAAAAAUGAGCGUGUUUGCAUCAGGGUUACAGCAGUUGGAUUUGGAUCCAUCAGAGGUAACUGGCACCACAUCACAAAGCUGUAUCAUCCCCGGGUAAGAUCCUCACUUACGCCCUUUCCCCCAAAUCCAUCUCAGCUCCUGAGUCACUUAGCUAUGGGUUUAAGCCCAGCCACCGUGGGCUUUCCCUCUGAGCAGAGGCUUGACCCACUGCAUUCAGCUUCCUGCUCUGGGUUGCCCUGUAAGGUUCUGUCUUCCCCAUUGGACUUCAUGAACCUGAGGUAAAGCAACAAGGUGCAUUUGUCCUUCGUGGUGGGUGGCUUAAAGUAGCUGGAGAUGAAGAGCAUGCCUGCUUCUGCUGCUGGUCAGCAUUCUGUCCUGUCCACCUCCAGACACAUCCCUGCUUGUUACCAGCUGCUUUUGUGGUAACUGCGUGUGUGCAAAGUGGUAACCGCCACUUUGCAGCACUCCUGCAGGAAGUGCCACUGACAGAUUUUGCUUUUGAUUUACACCAACCCCCAUUACUCAGCAAGAGCAAGCUGUAAAUUAGUGCUUGAGAAGUAUGAAAUGAAUGAAUGUCUGCUGUUAAAGCAAGCGGCCUUCCAGAGCACGUGAAGGGCUGCCAGGUACUCUGCUCUGGAUCCACGUAUGAUUUGCAUAUGCUUCACUUCCUUAUGGAGAUGAGUCAGAGAUGAAAGAGUUUCAGUCCAGUGAGGAACUGAGCAUCUGCUUGAAGUAGCUGCACGUUCUUGAUUUCUCCUGAGAGCGAGGUAGUGGGGGCUGUGAUACCUCCUGCAGUAAUCUAUGGGAUGGGGAGUAUCAGGAGAACAAAAUGAAAACCCGUAGUGUAGCAAGCCAACCAGACAGUGCCUAAGCAUUCCCAAUGGGAUGAGGUAGCUCGACUCUGCUUGUCCUGGAGCCAGUGCUGUUCCUGUCCCUUUUGUGUAAAGCAUUCUCCUGGUUCCUUCAAACCUUCCCUGAAGUUCCUUCAUUCAUUUUUUGCAUCAGCUUGUGGUGCUCUUGGCACUGCACUUCCUGGCAUCGUCUCUCUCUGUGUGUUUCUAACCUAUUAAAUGCUUUUCAGCUGGAGGUUUUGCCCUGUAAAUUGUUCUUUUCAUGCAGUGCAAUAUAUACUGGGCUGUCAGCUGUUAUUUACGGUCUAGAAGCAAGUUCUGAAUCUUCAGAACUGCCCAUUGUGUGAUCUGAUGCUCAAAACUAAAGGUGCUGGCUGCAUGCAUCAUGUUUCUUGCAAUUGAACGCCCAGCUGGGGCACACAGUGCUGUAACCUCACAUCUACAUUCGGUGGGCACAUCCUUCUGCAGCCUCAUGGUGAGCGUGAACAUGGAUUUUCUUUUGUUAUGUGCAUUUCUCCUGGUUUUCGCCUUUAGAGGAGAGCCUGGCUGCAAUACUAGUGUAAUAGGCAGGAGAGGGAGCUUUCUCCUUUGGAUGUCACAUUGCUGGCUGUGAUUAAUUCCUUUGGUUUUGUGAGCAUGGGGUGUCGUUGCAUUAUGAAGCGUGUUUAUGGAGAUAAUCCACUUAUCAGCACAAGCACAUGUUCUCUCUCCACUAGACAACAAAUUAUUUCUGUCCUCACUGAGAGAGAUUAUAAGGGCUAUCCUAACCUAGAGGAACAGGGGAGGACAUGGCACGAGGCUGAUAACAUCAGAAACAAAAGCAGAAGCAGGAGACAAAGAAAUGAAUUUAUUAAAGAAUGGCUGCAAAAUACAAGUGAUCUACUUCAGCAACUCAUCCAUCAAGGGGGUUUGGCCUUGCCUCACUGUAAUCUAAAUUGAAUCUAAUUUAGAUUCCAAGCAAGGGAUGGGAAUCCUUUCCUGAACCAAAACAAGCCUUGCCACCUCCUACCUUUCCAUUACUCAUUCCUUAAUUUGUUUGGGUUUGUUAUGUAGGACACUCAGGAAGAAUAGCUUAAAGCUGUGUGUGCCUGUGCUGAAUCUGAUGUUGUAAUCACUGCUUUGCCAUGCAUUGGGCUGACUUUUUGGUGCACUGAGAGCACGCAGAACUGGCAGCAUGUCUCUACCCAGGGCCCCCAGCACCUCGGUGUGAACAUCUUCCUCUUCUCUCCUGAGUGCUGGCUCGCUUGCUCUGCUGCUUGACUUCGUCUGGGGGAGUCCACUGACCCCUUGUGCUCGAGCAGUUUCUGUUUUUUCACUCUAAAAAUCAGCUCUGCUGAUGCCUACACACAUCUAGCCCACCCCAGAGACAGGCAUUGGCAGGUAGCUUCCUUCAGUUUUGAGAUGCCCUGCUUGCUGACCUACUUUCUGUUCUUGCAUUAUGUGUUGAUAAACAGCAAAACUCAGCCUCUUAGCCUGCGUAUGUCUGGAAAGACUAAAGGGCAGAACUGCUAUCUUCAUCUUCAUGCUCAUCAGCGCUGCGUGCCCUAUUUUUGUAUUGGUAGCCAGCUUGUGCUUGCCAGCCUCCUUGCAGAAAGUGUUACGGGCCACGUGAGAGGUGGUUGAUUAAGUGCUUGGAGGCAAGCAGCUGGUAAUGGGAGUAAGUGUGGGAAUGCUGCUUCAUUCGCACUUCCGAGCACUGCAACAAAGAACAAGAACCUCUCUCACACAUGAACUGCAUUCUAGACUGCUCCAGGGAAGGGCUGGGGAGUUUUGUUCAGGUUGCAGUCGGAAAUUCCAGCCAAAGCCAAGACUGGGUUGGCCUCAAAAGAGCAGGACACAGGUGGGAAAACAUUUCCUUUCCUGGGAUUCCUUGAGUGAGUAUCGGGGUCUGCUAUGCAAGGCAGGCAGCCAGUUCUGAUCCGGUAGCUGUGCUCUCUGCUCCACCAACCUGCUGUAGUGAUGCCCUGCGCUCUCCUGUUUCUCUCUGAAGGAAUCCCCCUGCUGCUGCUCAGCACUGUCAUACUGUUCAGCAUCUCUGUACCCAGUGAGAACUGCCAUCUCAUUGCAUUAUGAGCUGAAAGGAAUUUGCAGUUUGGUGGUCAGGAUUGUUGAGACACCUCAUGAGAUAGCAUAUCAAGUAUACAUCUUGGAGAUAGCACCUACUCGCAGCUGGGAGCUUGUGUUGUAUUUUCCAGAUGUAGUCAGAAGACUUCAGCCUUCCAAGCUGGCGUUUUGGCUUUGAGACUAGAAUAACAUGCAGGAAAAUCUGUCUGCUGCUGGGAACAUUCCUAAAUGCAUGAAGAUCUUCGUUACCCAUCUCAGCCUGCGCUCAGGGUUUCUAGAGGGCCGUAGCUAUUUGCAAUUUCAGUUGUUUGCAGCUCACUGCAUGCGAGUGCCUUAAUGCCCCAAGGAAAAAAGUAGGGGAACAGGAGGGAAAAAUAAAAGAAACAUUUCAUUCUGAGAUAUCACCGAAAGGAAAGGUGAUUUUGUUAUUGGAUCACAGUUAGCCGAGGAGGCUCUGAAAUUAAAAUGGCAGAAUUUGGUUUAGUCCGGAUAUGUUGGCCCAACUGUUCAUCUGUUGUUUGUACAACAGCCACAGCAAUGGGACCCUCAGUCACCAGAGAAGGAUAAAGAAACUUCUCUGAGCUGCGCGGGAUGCUGUGAGGUUACCAUUCUCUUAACAUCUUCCAAAUGCACAACUGGAGCCAGAAGAAUUGUGAAGGAAAAGGGCCCGGCGCUGUGCUGUGCUGCUGCAAGAGCUGUGUGAAAUUGUGUAAGAGGACGAAAGGAGCUACCCUGACACAUCACAGACAGCAAGUUUCUUUCUGAAUCAAAGGAAGCUCCUAGCAUUCACUGAGGAUGUGUGAAAUCCCUAUUUCUGCUUCAGAAAUAGCUCCGUGCUUGUGCGCCCUGCACCGAGGCGUGUCAUUUCUUGGAGAAACAACCCAUGUUGAUACUGAUUGUGUGUUGUUGUUCUUAGAUGCUGGGAAAGGGUGGUGAUGCCUGUGGCAUGUGAGAAAAAAAAAAAAACCUAUUUAUAGAACAAGCAGCUCCUUUGUUAGAAUAUGUCAUCUGGUUUGUAUCAGGAUGGGUGUAGGAGGAGGAAGGGCUGUGGUAAAAGCAUUGGGAGUUGCCCUCUGCAGUGAGCAGCCCAAACCCACUGGGCACCUUUCUCUCUGGCUCCCAGAGCUGUGCAGGGAAAGCAGUUACACGCUGGAGAUGAGAACAUAAUCCCUACCAGGCAAACGGGGGAUGUGUAAGUGCAGCCAAGUGGGAACAUCUGUCAGGGCUGUGCUUUGUAACGCACAGCCUGGUUUUAAUGUAAUGAAAUUUCUGGCAUAAAACUCCCGUGUUUUAUGGGAAAAAAAAUCUCUCUCCCUCACUGGCUUUGUUUAAAGUCUUCUGAAAAAUAUUGGGCAUCCCAUGAUGUCCGUGGUGCUCGUUCAUGUGCAUGAAGGUUCACGGUGACCUCUGCUUCCCUUGUUCUGCUGAUCCUACGCAUAAAAGCCUGUAGAAAGUCUUGAAAAUAAAAGAUGUGGGCUUUAGAAUGAGAACUGCUCUUCCAAAAAUGUUUUUGAUUGAAGGUUGUUUACACUGGAAGUAAUAACUAGCUGCUGGAGAUGUACUGUGGGCAUCCUGGGUGCCUGAAUGAUCAGAAUUUAGUAACUUGGGUACUGCUAGCAGCUGAAGAGCAUGUGUAGUGCCAAUGGAAUGGAAAUAAUCACACCACUCCUUACUGGGUCAGCUAUGUACCCUUUCACCUCAUUCCUACAAGGCUUUUGUGACGCUGUGGAUGGCUUCCAAUACCCCAACUUUUAUAUAGAGAGACACAUACAUAUUUGCCUCUAUAAGUGGCAUAGAUGUGUAUAGCGUUCUCUUCCUGAUGUGAUCAGCAUGGCUCCUUAUCCACAACCUGUUGUUUUCAUUGGGUGAUUGCUAGCUGGACAAGGAUCCUGUGGGGCUGGAUCUAUGCAAAUAGGAAAGAAAAAGACAAAAGGCAUGGCAAGUGGUUUCCUGUUUUGGUUAUUCAAAUGUACACAUAAUAAUAACAAGGCAAAUGUAUUGGAAGUUGCAGGUAAAACCGAAUUCUCUUCAAAACAGCAAGCUUCUCUCUCAAUUAUGAAUAAUAACAAACACCCUUUUCUUUUAAUAAGGAGUUCUUCCAAUAACAAUGGCCUUCUGGAAGCACCGUGCUGAAAUCCUGUAUUUCUGCUGUGUGAGUGUGGCUGGGGAGUGUCCAUCAACAGCAUCCCAUGUUCUUGAGUCGAAGAGCCCCAUCUCUAGUCCUGGAAGGAAGCUGUCUCUGUUUCCUACAUGAAAGAUGAUGACAGUUGUGCUACUGGAGGAGAAAGCUGGAAAUAUGGAGAUGGAAGGUACUGAACAAGGCCAAGGACCAAGCAAGUUUCUUUCUCACAAGGGCAGACACAGCAGUGCAAGAUACUGGUUUUUGUUCUGCAGU
Numida meleagris (helmeted guineafowl) is the source of this 19629-nucleotide messenger RNA. RefSeq names its product zonadhesin-like. The transcript is spliced from 94 exons. The coding region runs from base 199 to 13230 and encodes 4343 amino acids. NCBI's taxonomy places the organism in Eukaryota, Metazoa, Chordata, Aves, Galliformes, Numididae. The record is from RefSeq and is a predicted model, not a curated record.